Messenger RNA from Argiope bruennichi, 10382 nucleotides. RefSeq lists its product as uncharacterized. The coding region runs from base 3302 to 9664 and encodes 2120 amino acids. The transcript is spliced from 4 exons. The record is from RefSeq and is a predicted model, not a curated record. NCBI's taxonomy places the organism in Eukaryota, Metazoa, Arthropoda, Arachnida, Araneae, Araneidae.
CUGUUUUCAAAAUAAAAUGGCUAUAAUUUUAACAAAAUAAGACGAAUUAUCUUAAACUUUUGCAUCUCAGCCAUUUCUUCGGGAUUUCAAAUUUUGAAUAUAUUUUUUAGUAUUAAUAUUAAAGGUGUUUUAAAUGCUGUUAGACGUUGCAUGGUUUCACUUUCACCAUUGCCAUUUCAGAACCUUUGUCCCAUUGGAAUCGAGAUAUCAAAUAAUGAGGCGACUUUAUUUUCCAUCAGUACGUUGGAAGUAUAGGUUUGAAUGUUACAGAACCGAUGUGAUGAAACUUCAAGAUACCUUUGGAAAUAUGAUAAGUCAACUGGAACUUUGAAGUUGAUGCCUACAUGGAGAUAACUAAAUAAAUAUUGAUUUAUUUCUCCUGGAAAACCAUCUAAAAGUAUUUUCCAGGUUUUAGUGGCAACGUCGGAACUUUCAAGGAAUCUGAAAUGGAAGCAACAAAGUCGUCAACAAAGAUGAAAUGGUGAUUCUUCGUUGCUGCAUAGACGAAGACUCGACUGAAAAACGAAUAUAAUAGAAGCUGAAAUUCACCGGCUACGGCUUCAGGAAAAUAAAAAGACGACGUUGAAUUCAUAGAAAUUUACCAAAUGCUGCUAGAGUAAUGCUAACAGUGCCUCACUUCUCAUGCAAAAAAAGAAAGAAAGAAAGAAACGGUUUGCUCUUGCUUUUAAGUGCUUGGAAAAGGUGUUUGGUUCCUGUUUCAAAUCCUGAUACCUAGAAAUGAACGUUGUUGAAGAAAACUUCUAUCCUAAAACAGAUAUAAAAAAAGGCAUUAAUUGGAAAAUUCAAGUAAAAAUUUUAUCCUUGAAAUUUCCUCAGAUUAAAUUUUUUAUGGAAGAGAUUAACUUCGAAUAUUCGUUAGAAUAUUUUUAUACAAAUUAAUUGAGUUUUCCAUUAAAAAAAAGAAGAAAUCACUAUUUAAAAUGUUAUAUUAAUGCCCUUGCCGAAAUGUUGCAAAAUUGGCAUAACUAAAUCAGAGAGGAAUAUUGGAUGUGUUUCUAAACCUCCAGAGCAUCGCGCAUCUCUCGCUUGUAUAUUUGGAAAAAGUCUCAAACGAUACAUCAACAAAUAUCAAAUAGUUUCACGGUGAUAAAUCUCGGCUGCAAACACGAUCAUGAAAUUGGCGAUAUACCACAGAUCUGGAACCAGACGGCUUCUAUCAUGAGUGAAGUGCAUAAUUAAAGAACAUUUGUUCUUCUUGCAGAUCCGAUGCCAUCAGAUAAGACAUAAUAUCUAAGAAAAUUCUUCAGCUUACCAAGCGCUUGGAUAUUGCUUAUUUUACCUAAAUCAGAAAACAAGUGCAGCUACGGAUUAAUCUCAACCAGGUCCGUCUGGUUGCAAACACCUGUGACUGCAUAUAUGAAACAUAAUGAAAUUAUUCAGUCACGUCAGUUCGAAAGAUGCGCAGAUUCCUGUGUAAGGCAAGUUAUAUAUUCAGAAGAAUCGUUUUCUUUGUGUAAUCCAUUGUAGUGUGAUGGUAGCUUCAUAAGCCAGUUAACAGCCUCCGAGCAGGGGCGGUCACUUUUGUCUAGUGGUUAUGUUAUGCGGCUACGGACUCUCAUGCCGCGGGUUCUGUCCUCGGGAAUGCAAGCACCACAGUAGUACAUUUCAACACGUAGAUUGCAUUUCAGUGUUUUGUAAGGGCAUUUUGGCGGCCAACUAUGGUUCACUGAUAGGUGACAUACUUAGAUAAAAAGCUAUGGAUUUACUCCCAUAUUAGAUGGUAAUGUCAUCUCUUGCAUGGACUUUCUGAAAAGAGUUCGUCUGACUAUUUCAUUAUCACGGUUUAAAUCGUAUUAUACAUUGCACAGUUUGUGUCAGAUCGGAGAACAUGAAAUUAAUGUCCAGCAAAACAUAGUGGCAGCACACUUGAAUAAACCUAUUGAUUUUUCCUGGAAUGUUGUCUAAAAAAAGUACAUCCGUUUAAAAAUACUGUAUAUAAAUGUGAACUAAAUAUUCAUUUGAUUAAUUUCAGUUGACUAGUGUAUAUAUAUAACUGGUUGUAAAGCAGUCUUAAUAAUGAUUUCAUAUUUCAAUUUUUUUUUAAAUAAGUACUUUCUAUCUGAAUCUAACCUUAACCCCUCAGGGGCUCGUCUUCUUCAGGCGAGUACGGGUUUCACGCUCCCGAGGUACCCAAGUGAUCUGUUCUCUUUUCCUCUUUCUAAUUGAGAUACUCUAUAACACACUUUUCUUUCCCUUUCUUUUCUGUGACCAAAUAAAAAAUUAUCUGUCCCCCUCCCACCCAGUGGCAUACUCAAUAGUCAGUCAUAAAAAAGGAAUGUUUUUCGGACUUUGUUUUUGAUUAAAAGGAAACUUAUAUUGCAAUAUUGUGUUCUUAAUAACAUCAGAAUUUAUAUGGCUAAAAUAUGAUCACCUAUAUUGCCUUUUAUUAUUAUUUCGCAACAUAUUUGUUUUUCCUUUAAUCUGCAAAAUAAACUCUCAGGCAAUCUUACUUUCCUUUUCCCUAGACAAUUUUUUGAAGAACUUUUUUUCCAAGAUGACACAAUUUUAAUAAAUAAUAAGUAAAUUCAUCCAAAGUUAUAUUAAUUUUUAGAACAUCUUAACUGAAGCAAGAAAAUAAUAUAAUUUCAAAAAUUAAAAUAAUUUAAUUUAAUUUCUGAAAAUAAGUAUUAUUUGUUUACGAAAGUAAUGGCCAUUUUUAUUCAAUAUAUAGUAAUAAAAUUUACCUGCAUUUUACGGUAAAAGCAAUUUGAUUUUAUACUUACGGUCUUCAGAUAUUAUAUAUAUAUAUACUAAUGUUACUCCUUAUUUUAUUACUUUACGAAAUUUUAAAAAUUAAAGUAAUUUAAGUUUAAUUCGUAUUCUCAAAAAUGUCGCUAGUGUAUUCUCAAAAUUACUUGUGACGUCAGCUAAACUGACCCAUACGUUUGCCGUGUAUGGCGUCCCGUAAGGAGGAAAAUGGAGUCCUGGGGCUCCUGCGGCGUUCCAUAUCGGGCUAGGAUGUCAAUGUCCGGGAAUACUGCUGCGUGCCCUUUGGUCCAGGCUUCUCUGUAGACGGGCGGCAGGAGUGAGCCCGUUCCUGUCAAUCGGCUGGUGGCGUGCCCUGUGGGGAUCAGAGACUGCCGCUAUAGGGCUAGUGCUGCAAACCAGGAGUGCCUCGGGUGAACCGACGGAUACACACUCCGAUCUUGUAGCACUAUAUCCUGGUGUUACCUCUGGGACAAGUGCCGAGGCUGGUAACUUCCAGAGCCGGUAACUGUCCCCCCUUGUUGGGCUCCGUGGUGGGUGGAGGCGCAUCGGGACGAACAAACAUUUACCCAAAAUGGAUUCAUUUCAAACUCAGCGCCCUGGCAUAGGCCUAUAUUUGCCAAAAAACGCGCCAAAAAGCAAAAACGAAGCAUUCAUUAAAGCUACUUUCGAACUUUUGGACAAAGUAGAUAAGGAAGUCAAACUGAACGAUAAUCAUAAGAAUAUCAUAUUAGUAUUCAGUAAUUCGGGGAAAGGAGAUAGCACCAUCCCGCAGUGGAUGUCUGGAGAGAAUACCAAAUUAAUAUCUACUGAGACAAAAGAGACGGAGGAAUAUAUGAGUGAAAACAGAAAAAAAAUUCCGAAUUCGAACAAGGAAUCUUUACCCGAUUUAAUUGUAGAUACAAGGGCAAACAUCGCGUAUUACGAGUUUCCCGGUGUUAUGAAAGCAGAAAGAAGUAUAAGUAAUCGCAUAGUAACAACCUAUUUUACCAAAAAAGUCUUGGAUCACGCAGAAAACAUUAAAAUUAUUUUAUCUUUUAGUUACUCGUCUCUUAUCAAAAAGGACAGACAGAGUUUUUUGCAAUUAGUAAGUUAUAUUAUCGAACUUGUUAAAGACAUCGAAAAGUUUCGAAAUAGUAUCGCCAUGAUAGUGAGCGAAGUUAACAAUGAAUACGAGAACAAAGGCAACGAUUCUCUUUCAGUGGAUUAUAACAAAAUUAAAGAAGGUGUUGUCGAUUUUCUUCUUGAAGCAAAGAAACUUUGCGAAGAAAUCUUGAAAAAUCCAGAUAUAUCUGAAAAAGACAGGAAAUACUAUUCCAGCACAAAAACAAUUAUUGAUAUAAUUUUAGAGAAAAAUAGCGAAUGUUACCCAAAGAUAGAAUUCCUCCGAACAAAGGCUGAACCAAAACAUAUUGGCAAAGUUACUCUGAUACAAGAAGGUGAAAGAAAUUUGGAAAAAUUGUUAGUCAGAAACCUUCAAUAUACAAGAAAAGAUCAGAGAGAUUUUAGUUAUAAUGCACCUGAUAAGUCUAAGAACGAAAUUACUGACUUAGUGAGAGAAAUAAACAAUAAUGUUUGGUUUUAUUUUAAUGAAGUUUCGCAUCAUAUUCUAAAACAUUAUAACGAUUUAACGGAACGAAUACGCAGAGAGAUAAAAUUAGUGACCGACGAUGUAUUUCUUGACGACCUCAGCCUAUCGACUUCAAAAGAACUGUCGACUGAAUUCUAUAAUGCGUAUAAUCUAAUGUCAAAUUUGAUGGAAGAAAUUAAAAAUUCAACAGACACAGGGGAUAUAGCAAUGAAAGUCAAGCAUAGUGUUUCCAGUUUCAAUAUAAAUAUCUCGAACCAAUCGGUAAUGCAGUUAGCAAAACAAGAAAAAUAUUUGAAAUUCUUAGUCACACUAACGGGUGCAGAAUUAAACAGAAAUCCACUAGAGGACGUAUUCAAAAAUACAUUCACACAUCUUGCCUAUUUAAGAAAUACUGUUCAAGGUGAAGUAAGAGAGGCAACUGAAAAAUUAAACUUUAGAAUAGUGUCGAGCCUUAAUGGAAUUGCGGAAGCUUUUUACAAACACUACGCCAACAAGGUGAAAUUGUCAGAUAUCCAACAACUUCCCGAUGAAUUAUCAAAGGAAUAUAACGUCAUAAUGAAAAUGAUAGGAAAAAUUGGGAAUGCAAGGACUACAAAUGAACUAGUGAAAACAAUACAUGACUGCGCAAAUAUGCUGGAUAUUACUGUGCUUAAAGAAAAUAUGCUUAGCAUUACAAAUCAAGGCAGGUACCUUGAAUUUUUAAAGAACGCGAGCAAAGGAGAAUUGACGUCGCAUGAGUCAACUGCAUGGGCAAAUCCUUUUGAAGCUGUUUCCAAGUAUCUUCAACAAGGUCAGAAAUGGUACACAUUUUUAAAUGCAUUGUAUGAUAAAUUUUCAGAGUACGAGAUACAGAAAAACAAACAGUUGUACGAUGUCGCAAAUCUAGAUGACUGGGGAAAGACAAACAAGCCACAAGGAAUAACGAUAACAGCAACAUCAUAUCAUGAGUUUUUAAACAAAAUAGACAAAUUUAAUAUAACUGAGCAAGAUAGCGUCAGAAACAUCACACUUACAGAUACGCAGCUGGAAGAGCUCAACCAUGCGUUAAAUUUAACAUUAAAGCACACAGUUAGCGCAAAAUGUGAAGAUUCUAUGCUUGUAUUCAGAGGAAGUUACAUUGUAAGUGGAGAAAGCGCUAGCAAUGGAGACAUAGAUGAGGACUGUUUAAAAUCUUUAUUUGCCAAAAAUACAUAUCCUUGUGGUUUUGUUUUAAACGCACUCUACAUUGAUAGUAAUGACUUUCUUGCACCAUUUAUAAUUGCGCCGAAAUGGGAAAUUGCAGAUCAAGUGACUAUCGAUUUAAGCGGACCUGAAGGAGAGUCCCGCAUGACACCUUUCAGUUUCUUCGAACCAAGAACUAGGUUAAAAGCUGCAAAUGGAACUCAGCCUGGAGCUAGAGGAGCUGACGGAAAACCAGGAGGGCCGGGCGGCCCUGGCAUAAUCUUUCUUGGCAUCGCCGAUAACAUCGUUAACGGAAAGAACCUAACCAUAAAAGCGAAUGGUGGUGACGGUGGUGCAGGUGAGCAUGGAGGAGACGGUUACAGUAAAAAUAAAGCCUUUAGUGCCGUAUCACCUUGGGACUCGGAUCGUUGUCAGAAGAAUUGCAAGCCAGUGUUUGGUUUCAAAUGUCAAACGCUUUCGUACGAAUUCAAACCAGGGCAAUGUUCUGGUUCCGGGAAGCAAAAGAACUGCACAUCUGAUGAAUAUUCUUGCAAGUACAAAAUUUUCGGUCGCACUGGAAGUGGAGAAAAGUGGAAAAGUGAUGGUGGCAAUGGAGGAAGGGGAGGCAAGGGAGGCCCUGCCGGAAAAGUAGCAUUAUUUGAGCUAAGUGGUGAUUCGGGAGUUGUGAAGGUCGCAAACCGAGGCAAAGAAGGGGAAAAUGGGCUGGGUGGUUAUCCAGGAUGCAUUGAUUGCAACGGAGACGAUAUAAUUGUGUCUUUUGAUUCGAAAGUAUCUUCAAAGUGGAAACUGGAAGAAACAAUCAAGCACGGAGGUAAGAAGGGUGUCGACGGUGGAAAUACUGCUGGCCUGUUGGAUCCUAAAUCACCUUAUACCAUGAAAGAUCCGGCAAAGGUCGUGAAUAAAUAUAAAAGUUUUUUAAGAGAAAAUAUGAUAGAUCGUUUUACAAGAACUCGUCACUUUCAGUUUCUUGAAAAAAUGAACAGUAACGAUGAAAUCAACAGUCUUUAUGACACAACGGGAUUUAUAGAUGAAUUUGAAGAAUUAGAAAAACAAUUUCAUGCCUUGAAUAAAAAAAUUAACUUCAUUCCUUUCUAUCAGUCACUAUUAUCACGGAUAAGUGAAUAUUCCAAAAGUCCUAAGAGCGACGAAAAGUCCAAUCAGCACAAAAAGGUUCUUAAUUACUUGUAUACCGCUAUUUUAGGAAGGAUGUCUGAUCUGAAAGAUGAUUCCGAAUCUAACCUAAUUAUAAACAUCAGUAGUUAUCUGGAUAUCGUAAAAAGAGAGGUCGAAGCUCUGAAAGAUUUACAGAAAUUAAAUAACAAGGCCGAAAUAAUUAACAAAUACCAAGAAAGAUACAAAGAUAACCUUGAUAAGAAGAUAGAAGAAGCUAAGAACAUUAUAGAGAAGAUGAUAACACCAGAAAUGGAAACCAUAAGCAAGGCCAUGGACAGCAAAAUAGAUUUGUUGAUCGACGAAACGAUAGAACUGCAGAGAAAAGUAGAAAAAGAUAAAGAGGCACUGAUUAAGAAGAAACAAGAGCUGGAGAGAGCAAUGGCCUUGAGGGGACUGUUUUCUUGCCUUAGCAUAUUUGGUCAAGUCCUGAGUUUCUUUGGUCCAGUAGGAGCUGUCGUAGGUACAGUGAUAGGAGCAACAUCUUCUGUCGCCGAAUCUUUAGUUCUAGACAAUCAACAGCAAGAUUUGCAAAUAGCCCCUGAUAUAGUGCCUAGCCUCAAAAUAUUAGGGAAUCAAAUCAAGAGUAUCAGAGAAAAAAAAGUUAACUAUCUCAGCAAAUUACUUGAAGAAAUAACUCAAGAAAUCGGGAAGAAUCCUAAGAAGUUAGGCGAUAUGUCAGAAAAAAUAGCUGACCUAAAAAUCAGAUUAAACAAAGUGAAGGAAAAUAAAUAUGACUUUAAGGAAGUCAAAACAUUAGAAAGUGAGCUAAAGCAGGAAAUCAAAAAUAAGGAAGGGCAGUUGAAAAUAGAAGGAGUCGUACCCGAUGACAAGACAAAAGGUGCUUUAAAGGUUGUAGAAAGGAUGACUCAAGCAGUUCAGCUCGGUUCUUUGUUGGUCGACAUUUAUAACAAACACAAAAACGACCAAGAGAAAGUUGACACGAUCACCGAUGCCAUACAAAAAACAGAUGAAAAAAUUAAAAAGUUGAAGGAAUAUGAAGAACAGAUUUAUGAGGUAAUAUCACCAACCCUGCACAGUAUGGAAAACAAUCUUCAGGACGUAGCCAGCAAACUGGAAGCAAAGUCACAGGCAUCUCUAGAAGUAACCAAGUGGAAAGUACAAAGUGCUUUGAGAGACAUGAAAUUACAGAUGCAGCAACUGACAGAAGGUUUUCAAGUCAAGGAUAGUUUGGCACGUUGCAUCGAAAAGUUAGAAGAGGUUAUGACCACGCUCAUCAACGUGUACGACCGCAUACAGAACUAUCAGGACCAACAAAAUCUGGCCAAUUAUAUCGCAGAUAUUAGCUCUGCUUCGGCAAGUAGCAUCAACAUUAGCAAUCCAAAUCUUGUUAAAGCUGUGAAUCAUUUAGAAAUGGUAAUCAGAUCGAACGUUGUUUUGACUCAGUACAGAGCAGCAGUGAAUGCCUUCAAGCAGUGGGUUUUCCCCUUUGCCAGUUAUUAUUUAGAGCAAUCCAUGCUACCCUCCCAGCUCCAAUUAGAGAACGAUUUUGAAAAUCUAGUUGACGGAGCCGUAAAACAAAUAGACAGCAUAAAAUCGAAGCUGGAUUUGUAUAAAACAUCUGUGAAAAAAACUGAUAAGUACAUAAACACAGGAGAGUUCAGUAGUCGGUAUAUGUCCACUGAGCCGUUUUAUGUCUGGAAAAACCAGGCAUACAGAGACACAAUUUCAAAACUGCUAUCCGGACAAGAAGUGGUGCUUAGAGCAGAUGUGAAAAAUUCUGCACCUGAUAAAGAGGCUAUUAAGUUCAGUGUGGUGGAGCUCUAUUUCAAAACAAAUAACGAAACCAUGCAGUCUGGAAUAAACAAUGUAAUAAAAGGCUUUGAUAUAAUGGUCACUCAUCUUGGUAAUUCUUACUACAGAUACGCUGACAAGAUUUACGUUAUAACAUGUGACAGUCAAACUAUCUUGUACUCUUGCGAAAAGAACACUGCUGGAGAACCCGUCAGUAAAAAUAUGGUAUUCGACAAGAUCAAAGAAGGCGAUUUGAUGUUGAGUCCCUACACGCUAUGGGAAAUAAAAAUGAUCAAUUCUACGAGAAAAGUCACAUUCCGAGAUUUAGAUAUAUACAAAGACUAUGUUGAUAUAGAAUUGUCAGGAUACGGCAGUUACGUACUCAGUAAUGUGAAUGGAUUUAAACCUGCUGAUAAAGAAUAUAGAUCUGUGGGAAAAUUUGACGAAGUGGACAUAUGCAUAGAUUCUGAAGUGAGAAAUUCUAGUGAUUGUACCGAUGUGAUUGGGCGCAUGAUUCGGUCUGCCCAUCAUGUUCAAGGGUACGACGGCUACACCACAAAUGGUGCUACGCCUCGCUUAUGGUCUCCCAUAAACUAUGCUUGCAACUUCCUUAAAAUGCACAUCGCGGCAAAUUUUGUUCAGUUUUUUAUUGAUGAAAUGAAACAUUUAAACAUUAAUAUCAAUGGGGACUUAGCCGUAAAACCAUCUACUAAUUUGAAAGGCAUCGAAAAAAUAUCAGAAAGCAGCAAUGCAGGUGGUUCUAAGUUUGUUGGAAAUACAUUAAUCAAAGAGAAUGAAAUCAGUAAACAUAACUGCAUUGUUCGCGGCGUGAGUUUCAACGAUUGCAGUCGUUGUUUUAAAAAGUCAUUUUUAUUGAAUGCAACGAAAGAGAGAAAUAGCUGUUUUAGUUUAAGUGAUUGCCUCGAGGUAAACAGCACGCUUUUACUUGCUGAUGUAGUAACCAGAAAAAUUACGGAAAAUAAAUACAAACGGGCCACUGAAGAAUGCUUGCUGUCCCCCAAAGAAAAAUUACAAAUAAGACUUGAGAAUUGCGCCAUACGAAACGACGAGGAUGCCAAACGUCAUCUGCAUAUCUUAUCCCGAAUGACAGACGACAGUGAAAAUUCAUGGUUAAGUGGAGCGAAAAGAUACGCCAAAUCCAUUUUUCAGUAUUUUGGACUAGAUAAGAAUUCAGGGCCAGAUGAAUUUGUCAAAGAUAUCAGAACUUUAUUCGCCUAAAUGUUAAUUGAGAUUUUAAAGAAGAAUACAUUUAAUCGUUAUUAUUGACUUUAAAUUCGAUAAAUAUUUAUAUCAGAUGAUUUCAUUGGUGAUGUUGAAAUUAUAUACGGCAUUAAGAAAUUUUACCUUAUUCGCAAUAAUAUAUUUAGAGUAAAUAGUUUGAACUUGAGGCACAUAAAUAUUAAUUUCAAUUUCUUUUAUUUGUUAAUUUUUGAAAAAUUUAAUAGAAAUAAAUUUAGACAUUCUGACGUCUUUUAACAAUACGACUGAGAACUGGUGUACAAGAAGAUAUUUUUAUUUCAGACAUAAGUAGCUAUUAAUAAAAAAUUCUUUGAUCCAAAAUCUAUUCUGUGAUUAUCUUAAACAGUAAAAUGAUCAUUCUGCUUUUAAACCCAUUGACUAUUUCUUUAACAACUUUUUCUUCCAUAUUCCUUACCAUUAUCUUUUUUCCAACUCUCUUUAGAAAGGUGUUUUCAAUUUAUGUGCGACACUCCUUUCACAGAUUGUCCAUAAAAUAAUCCCUUAAUUGCUUCUGAUAAAUUUCAAAUUUUUUUCCCAGGAUAAGAAUUAAUGUGAACUGUCUAGUUUAAACAUUUUUUUUAAAGAAUUGUUUGCGGGUUUCCUAAAAAAAUAUUUAUGACAUUCCUGAAAUGGCUCAUGAAAAACAUGCAGUAUUGACACAAAUUCAAUAUUUCAUUUCAGUUUAGUCUUAAUUAUA